GAUUAAUAAUAUAAUUUAAUGUAAAAAGGAAUAUUAAUCACACAUCUUCAACAUGUACGUUAAUAAAUAAUGAAUUCUACAAGUUACAAUGUAGAUUAAUAAAAAAAAGAUGAAUUUGUAAAUAAAAAAUAUAAUUUAACAAUAAUAGAUGAGAAAAAUGAGACAUACAUUGGCAAAUGGUAUAAUAUCUUCAUUUAAGGAACUCACAAUUUAGAAUCAAAUAGAGAACUAUGAUUAUAAGAAUUAUUUAAUUGAGAAAUACGUAACUUAAUUAUUUAAAUUUAUAAAUAGAAACGAGGACCUCUUCAUUUGGUUUGUGAAAAUGGAAGAUUAACUCUUGUAAGAUAUUUCAUCGAAAACAAUUUAUAUGAUAUUAAUGAGAUUUGUGAUGGUUUUACACCUUUGAGUUUGUUAACAUUAUAUUACAUAUAAACUCCAGAGAAAUGUACAUCAAUAGAGACAUUAGAAUUGAUGUUUUCUUAUGGUGCAGAUCCAUUGUUAUAUGUAGAUAAAAAUGGUAAUACUUUAAAUGAUUAUUGCAAUUAAUUAAAGUAAUAAACAGGAGAACCACUUAACUUUGUUUUAUAAUAUAUAUAGGAUAUGUAUUUUAAGAAAGAGAGAGAAUAGGCACUAAAGAAUGCAAUUUUACUAUCAUUAUGUGAUAAUUAAGAUAAUAAUAAUAAUCUAACACAUUUGUUAACAAUAGAUGAUAUGAAGCAAAUAGCAGAAUAUCUAAUUGGUCCCAUAUAAUAACAAAUUGAUUAAUGACAAU
Paramecium sonneborni is the source of this 772-nucleotide messenger RNA. The record is from the annotation of a GenBank genome assembly. NCBI's taxonomy places the organism in Eukaryota, Ciliophora, Oligohymenophorea, Peniculida, Parameciidae.